This is a messenger RNA of Zeugodacus cucurbitae (melon fly), 5415 nucleotides long. RefSeq lists its product as uncharacterized. Gene Ontology annotation, biological process: positive regulation of DNA-templated transcription. The transcript has 4 exons. Gene Ontology annotation, cellular component: nuclear body. NCBI's taxonomy places the organism in Eukaryota, Metazoa, Arthropoda, Insecta, Diptera, Tephritidae. Bases 3104 to 3793 code for a protein of 229 amino acids. The record is from RefSeq and is a predicted model, not a curated record.
CUGUUAAAUAACAAAAUAUUUGUACACAUUUAUAUAACAAGUAAUAAAUAACAAAAUAAUGUAUAAUAUUUACAUAUAUACAUAUAUACAAAAGCGACCUAAACCCAGUCUUCAGUUGCGAAAUACCUAACAAAAAACAAAACUUAAAAGAAAAAAGAGUUUCGAAAUAUUUAAAAUAAAAAUUCAAAAAACAAAACCUGCACACAUAUGUUUCCAAAACCAUUUCAAGAAACCUAUUCUACCUACGUAUGGGAAACGCAUAAUAUUUUCGACUUGAAAUUAAACCGUGAUAAAAGAAUGUGCCGUUAUUAAACUUGUUAUGUUGCAUUAGUUUUUAACCACAAUAACGACACUUCUCAGUUGUGCCAGAAUUAGUUAUACUUUUUUUACGAAACAACGACAUAUUUUGUGUUCCAACGCAUAUUGUAAAAAGGUGAAUUUGAUUUUCUUUUCAGAAAGAACGACACAUUUUGUAUUACAACGAUAUUGGUGAAAAGUAAUUAAAUUUUUCAUAUUGAUUUUUUUCAACAAAAACGACACAUUUGACUUAUGACGGCGAAAUUGAAAUCGACAUAAUUGAAAAUGGGUCACGUUCAUGUCCAAGAAAAAGCAUUAGUGCACUCUAUUUGGUCCAUUUAUUCUCAACAUUGGAUUUAAUAUAUUACACGCCACUAGAUUUGUUAUUAAAGUUAUGGAAUUUUUCUAUAUUUACUAAAUAAGAGACAAUUGAAAACUUUAAAUCGCUCUCCUGAAAAAUCGCCUUUUUUGAGUUGUGACACUAUUCAAGUAAAUGAGCGAUAUGCUCUCCAUCUAAGUUUUGUAUCUAGUGUCAUACCUAGGUAUACAGUGGCAUAUAUCUGAUAUUAUUGUAGGUGAAAUCCACAUGUACUGAUUUAGUUUCGUUUAAUUUUAUUCGCCAUUUGGAUGUCCAUUCAUAUAUUUUGUUUAAGUGUUGUUGUAGUUUGAUAAUUGAUUCAGCCUAUGUUUUACCGACUGACAAAACAGCAGUGUCAUCGGCAAAUGUUGCUGUAGUACAAUUGUCAUCGUUAGGUAGAUCACACGUAAAAAGUAAGUAAGAGAAUAGGACCUAACACGCUACCCAGAGGAACACCGGCUUUUAUUUCCUUUAAGUCAGAGUACAUAUCUCCAUGUUUAAUUCGAAAAAAGCGGUCCGAAAGGUAUGAUUUUAAAAUAUUGUAAUAUUCUGUUGGCAAAAGCACCUUAAUUUUUUUAGGAGUCCGCCAUGGCAAACUUUAUCAAAAGCUUUGGAAACGUCGAGAAAGACGGCCGAACAAACUUUUCUUUCUUCAAAAGCAUUUUCAAUAACUCGAGUUAUUCUAUGCACUUGGUCGAUAGUGGAGUGAUUUUUCCGAAAUCCGAACUGAUGCACCGGUAUCAGCUUCCUCUCUUCUACUAUGUUAUUAAUACGAAUAGCAAGCAAUUUUUCCAUAAGCUUUGAAAAUAUUGGCAAGAGAGAUAUGGGCCGAUACGAAGUUACAUCAUGGGCUGGCUUUCCAGGUUUAUUGAACAUAAUCACCUCUGCGGUUUUCCAGUAAAUAGAAACGUAUUGUAGAUGAAAAGUAGCAUUCAUUAUAUCAGUAAUUUUACUUAUAAUAUUUUGAAGUAGCAGUUUUAAAAUUUCAAUGGUAAUAAGGUCGAACCCAGGUAAUUUUUUUGAUUUCAAUUUUUUUAUUUCCGCAGACACAUCAUCGUCAGUUACGAGUGGGAUUUCUGUGUGUUUGGUGUAAUUAUGAGGCUCCAUUUCUUCUUCAUUGGUAGUAUCAUGUGGUUUAAAAACACUUUCAAGAUAUUCAGAAAAAACGUUUGCUUUCUCUAUAUCGCUUUUGGCCCAUGUAUUAUUUGUUUUUCUGAUUGGAUUAUUAUGCAUUACUGGUCGCGAAAAGUUUUUAGAACACUUCCAGAGUGAAUAAUCAUUCCUACUUUCGUUUGAUAAACCUUUCAGAUAAAAGCUAAGAGUUAUAUUUUUAAAAGCCUUUAUCUUAUUGGAAAGUUUUUUAGUAAUUUUGUUAAGACUACCUUUGUCAGAUGGAGAUCUUGUUUGUUGCCACUUCCGGCGUAAUCGACGUUUUUCUGCAACCAUUUCUUUAAUUUCUUUGGUAUACUUGUGGCCUGCUGUGACUUUUCUUUUAAUCGGUGUACUACUCCAGGCUGCAUAUUGUAUUGUGUUUGUCAAUUUUAAAAUUUCAUUAUCUAACUCCGAAUUACAACUUAUUUUGACGGGAUUAUCAACGUCAGACAGCAUUGCCUUAAAGUAUUCCCAGUCCGUGUUUCUUUUUGGUGGUUCCUUAAUAACAACACUUUCGUGAAGUGUUAAAUAUAUAGGCGAAUGAUCAGAGGUCAUAUCCAAACCGUUUUCUAUAAUUUUGUGAGAUAUGUUUGAUGAUAAAAAAAUCAAUAAGAUCUGGUGUUUUAUGUAGAUCUGUUGGCCAGUAAGUUGGUGUCCCCGUAGACAUAGUACUGCACCCAGUCAUUUGAAGAGCUUUUAAUAACUCUCUGCCUUUUGUGGUUAUGAGUCAUGAUCCCCAAUAGGUAUGUUUCGCAUUAAAGUCACCGCCCAUGAUAAAACGGUUUUUGUGGCUAUUGAUCAGUUCUAUGUAGCUAUCGCAUUUUAUUUGAUGUCUCGGAGGACUGUAAACCGCUGUAAGAGACAAGUUGUUGACACUAUCUAUCGUUAUAGUUGUUGCUUGGAAUUCAUCUGCAGAUAUGCUGUUUUCUUGGUGGUGUUUAAUAUUGCUUCUUAUUAUAAUGGCAGCUCCUCUUCGUGCACAAUUAUUCGGAAAUAUUGCAUGAUAUGUUUCAAAAUUUUUAAGUUUAAUAUGAGUUUCCUUGCUGAAAUGGGUUUCCGAUAUUAAGCAUACGUCAAUUUAUAGCCUAGACAGACGACAUCGCUAAUUUGCAUUAGCGGCGAUGAUUUGCUUUAACUCGCGCAUUAAUUCAUUUUAAAGCAAAUUAGUAAUGCACAAAAAUUUCGUGCAUUUAGCUGAAUUUACCACAUUUGUGCUGGCAAUGCUGCCCAAAAAUGCCCGAUUUUUGCUAUUGUGAAUGUUAAUUGAUAGAAAGAAGAAGAAGAAAACGUCAACAAAUGAUAGAAAGGAAAGCGUUAGAGAAGAUGGCAGAAAUUAAGCAGCGAGUGGUUUGGACUAGCACUGAUGAAUGUGUGUUAAUUGACUUGUGGCGUGAGCGGGCCGAUGAUUUAAGACGUGCCAAGCGCAAUUUGCAUAUAUAUGCCGAUAUAUCUGUGCAAAUGGCACAUAAAUUUACUCCGAAGGAAGUCCAUAUUAAAAUUAGAAACUUAUCACAAAGAUACAGAGAAGAAAAGAAGAAAACUGGCCCAUCGGGGGGCAGCCCAUCGACGUGGAAAUAUUUUGAUGCGGUGAAUCAAAUCAUAGGGCUGACUGCAGCCAAUAAUGCAGAAAUUUAUGAAUCAUUAACUGUGGACAUAUCGUCAUCAACAUUGCUGCCGUUACCGCCAUCUGUACCUGCAGCAUCACCAGUAACAAUGUCCCCGGAGCCGUUGUCGCCAGUAAUACCAUCGACCAGCUCGCCAUUGUUGUCGCCACUGGAUACCUCGUCCACAUCCAUGAGCACUUCUAAAAAGAGAAAUUAUAUGGGUGAAUUGGUGAAAGUGGCAAAACAACAACAUGAAUUGCUUAAGGUAGUGGUGGAAGAUGGAAGAGAUUUAAAAGAAAGAAUCAUUAAUUGUAUUGAAGAACAAAAUAGUUCUACAAAAGAAUUUAUAAGUAUUUUUAAAAAUUUGUUGGAAAAAAUGUAAAUAUUAUAUUUAUUUUGUAUACUAUUAGUAGUUAUUUAUUUUUAUUAUUAUUAAUAUAAAUGUAACUGAAUUAAAUGUUAAUUUAAAAAGGAAAUAUUAAAUAUUUAAAAUAAAAUGAAAUGAAUUAAAAUGUAAUGUAAUAAAUUGAAUUUAUUAAUAAUAAAAAUAAAUUUAAAAAAAGGAAAUUUGAAAUGAAAAAUAAAAUAGCUACCGUGGUAUGUAACAUAAUUUGUACCGUUUUGAAAUCUCAUUGCUAUGGCAUUCCUAACCGCUGUCGCAGUUUGGUCAUUUUCUCCUAAUCUUGUUGUGUGAUUGGGUUGAUGUCUUCUUUCAUCUUCUGCUGCUUCUUGUAUCCAUGCGGGAAAAACUUCAUCGUUCUCAAUCUUUAGAAAAUUAUGCAAAAUGCAACAUGCUCUAAUUAUAAUAUUAACAUUUUUAGGAGCAACUUGCAAGCCUCUUCCAACUUUACGGAAGCGCGCUUUAAGUUGACCAAAGGCAUUUUCGAUCACUCGGCGACAUUUGGACAGUCGAUAAUUAAAGUGCUUUUCAACAGGCGAUUGAUUAACCCCAUAUGGAUAUGGUUUCAUCAUAUGAUGUGAUAAACGAAAAGCUGAGUCGCCAAUAAGAAGCACAGGUACAUUGAUGCCUUCAAUUAUUUCGCUAUUUUCCUUAAAAAUACGAGCGUGUUCAUGAAAUUUCUUAAGUGAACUCCUCUCAAAUAUGUACGAGUCAUUAUUUCUCCCAGUGGAUCCUAUGUUUAUGUACGUGAACUUUGAUCUGCAAGUUAUAAGAAAUGUAAACACAUGUGUAUGAGAAUCAAUACAGUCAUAAAUUUACCUCUGAUCACAGCUUGCCAACAAAAUGACUGAAUACCAGCCUUUAUAAUUGUAAUAGUCUAUGGCUUCCACUUUUUUGGGUUGCACUUCGAUGUGGCAGCCAUCAACAGCACCAAAGCAUUGUGGGAACCCCAUCAGUUUGAAACCUUCUACAAUUCUUCUUAAUUCUUGCGGAUGUGGGGGGUAUGCAUUAAUGCAAUCCGAAAGAGUACCACAUACUUCAUGACAAAAAUCGAUCACAAUUUCUCCAACUGUGCUGCGCCCAACGCCAAACAAACUAGCAACAGUCCUAUAUUCCGCUGCCGAACCCAAAGAAAAGAGUGCUAUAGCUACUCUUUUUUCAAGUGAGAUACAGCGCCUCAUGUUGCUAUCCAUUUUUCCAAUACUCUUUACCUUUUCGCACACUUUUUUGAAUGCCCUUCUAUCUAGCCGAAAAUUUUCUUUGAACCUUGAGUCAUCCAUGGUUGGGACAUCGUGCUCCCAAAAUAUACCACCUCGAUCCUUAAAAUAUGCAAUUUUUGAUUUCAAUCCCAAAUUGAAAUAACUAUUUACUUACGAAUUUCCAAAUAUGUCGAUGGUGCUCCUGAGCGAAUACAAGUCCAGCAUGUAUGAUUUCGUUAAAAUCCACUAUUGCUUUUAAUUGCACUUCAUUAUCUUGUAAUGUAUUUAAUAACAAUUUAAUUCUUUCAUUAAAUUUCUUUUUGUUUUCCAAAAAUACCAAAAUUGCCAUUAAUAACUCUUUUUUAUCCAUUUUUAUUUCACGUUUGUAAUAAAUAAACAAAUUUC